GACAUAUUGCAAUUUAGUCGACAAAAAUAGUUUAGAGUAGAAAGAUCAUAACAUAGUAGAAGUGCUCAACAGAAUGCUCAGGUCAAGACCCCUUGAUACAGAAACUGCCAAAAAGCGACAAUUAUUUCAAAUGAAACAAUUUGCCACCGAAGGUUUGAAUAUACCCCUUAAGAAAAACUGGUCCGAAUCUUGGUGUACAUUGUCGCAAGAGUUUGAUAAGGUACUGGUGGAAUUAUUGGAUAUGGAGAUAAGGCAUGAAGAUGUUUUCAUAAUCACCUUUAUAAAAUGUGGCACCACUUGGAUGCAAGAGGCUGUAUGGCUGCUACUGAACAAUUUGGAUUUUGAGAAAAGCAAAAAUGUGCAUAUAUGGGAUAGAAGUCCAUUUUUGGAUAAUCAUGGCUUCAAUGUAACCGCCCCCAACGCCAUUAAGUUGUGUAAGACGCUAUCCAGCCCACGAGUGAUAAAAACCCAUAUGCCCCCAAAUUUAUUGCCGCCUCAACUAUGGAAAAACAAAACAAAGAUCAUUUAUGUGGCCCGCAAUUGUAAAGAUGUGGUCAUAUCUUCAUAUCAUUUUACAAAAAAACUUGGCUCGUGGCGUGGCAGUAGUCUAGAGGAAUUCGCACAGGAUUUUAUGAAUAACGAAGUGAUGUAUACCAGUUUUUGGUCCCAUGUGGUGGACUAUUGGAAGAUGCGUCAGGAGCCUUUUGUAUUCUUUACCACCUAUGAAGAAAUGCAAAGAGAUUUGCCAGCAGUCAUAAGGGAGCUAUGCCAAUUUUUGGGAAGACCUCAGCUGACAAAUUUGGAAAUGGAAAAUAUAAAAAUUCAUUUAUCCUUUGAUAAAAUGAAGGAAAAUAGACAAACCAAUAUCACCUUUUUGAUGAGAGAACAAGUACCCACCAUAAGUGAAGAUUUUCAAUUCAUGCGUCGUGGCAUAGUGGGUUCGUAUAGAGACGAAAUGUCCCCCGCAUUACAGGCACAAAUUGAUAACUGGUCUAGAAAAUAUUUGGCACUACAUGGUCUCACCGAAGAAGAUAUAUUUGGAAAGUUAUGAAAAAAUGUUUAAAAUAUAAAUAUACUCAUUUUACUUAUAAAAUUUCCCCAAUAAGGUGAAUAUUUUAAAAAAAAAUGGAAAUUGCAAGCAAAAUAAAAUAUUUAAAAGUGAACAAGUAA
Molecule: messenger RNA, 1170 nt
Organism: Stomoxys calcitrans (stable fly)
Lineage: Eukaryota; Metazoa; Arthropoda; Insecta; Diptera; Muscidae
Product: luciferin sulfotransferase-like
Exons: 5
Coding region: 74-1051 (325 amino acids)
Biological process (GO): sulfation
Cellular component (GO): cytoplasm
Molecular function (GO): sulfotransferase activity
Source: RefSeq, a predicted model, not a curated record